Messenger RNA from Cutaneotrichosporon oleaginosum, 623 nucleotides. RefSeq lists its product as uncharacterized. The record is from RefSeq and is a predicted model, not a curated record. Lineage: Eukaryota; Fungi; Basidiomycota; Tremellomycetes; Trichosporonales; Trichosporonaceae.
GGAGGGAGGAGGGGGAGGGGAAGGGGUGGCGGGAGGAGGAGGGGAGAAAGCAAGGCGAGUACGAGAGGAAGUGGUGUACACAGAGCAGAGCUGCAGUGGCCUGUUGGAUGGGUGGCAUGGGUGGGUGGCAAGGGGUAACGCUUUGGCGCGCUCUUGAAUGCGCCUCACGCCACUUGUGCUCUCUCUCUCUCUCUCCUCUAGUGCCCCUCUGCUCCAUGCCUCAUUAGUCUCUUUCCAAGUCCAGAGACGCGUGCCAGACCAUUCUCAUACCACACACACACAGGGACAGGGUGGUCAAGGGGGAGGGGAGCCCAUCCAAUUUCUACUACCAUCUACAGUACGGCGGCUCGCGGCUCGCGGCUCGUCCCGUACGGAUGACCCGCUGCAGGCCUGCAGGUUUGCAGGUUUCCGGGUGCCAGGUGUGCUAUCGGCCAACUUGGGGCCAACUGGCGCUGGCUGGGGUUGAUAGCGACGAGCGAUUGAGAAACUCAGAGCUGGGAGGCACAGGAGGGCAAGGGGCACGCGGGCGCAAGAGCCAAGACUUUUGACCGAGGUCUAAGCUUGGGUAAUUGGGCGAUUGGGCGCGAUUGGGCUGUGUGCAUGGGGAGGUCGUGGGUUCGUGG